ACCUCGGCCAAAGCUUUCUUCAACCUCACGUCUACCUCCGCCGUGAGGCCUCAUCCACCAUCCGAGCUAUCCACCCGGCUUGGACCCACAAUGAAGCUUACCGAAGAUGAUAUAUAUCGAAACUCUUCACAGUACAAGCACUGGUCUUUUACCCCCACACAACUUGCGGAACUUCGCCUUAAAACCAACAUCCAAGCUUGCGAGCGCGUGAAGGCAAACGUAGCCCGACAACGCGCCCAACGCGCCGCGAUAGCCCUCGAUGGCGCCAGCGCAAGCGAUAGCGAACGUGGAAACACACCAGGUCUGGAGAAUGGAAAUGGCAAUGUUAGCAGCAAUGGGGGCACGCCAUUGAGACUAGACAAAGAGGUGGAUUGCUUGACGGUAGCUGAAGAGAUGCGCCUUGUUGAAAAGUUCUGUGAGACGACGCUCGACCUUGCCAAAUUUAUUGGGUUGCCUAGCGAUGUGACGGCCACAGCCGUUCAAUUCCUCCGCCGCUUCUACCUUUACAACUCCCCAAUGACAUAUGACGCUCUCAUUGUCUCCCGAACCAUAACCUUCAUAGCCUGUAAAACCGACAACGCAAACCCUAACCUCGACGACUACAUCGCCAAGCUGGGAAAAGUGACCCGAGACCAAAUCCUCGCACCCGAAUACCUAAUCGUGCAAGCGCUGCGCUUCAAUUUCGAGGUCAAGCACCCUUUCCGCGGCCUCAAAGGCGCACACUUGGAACUCGGCGAGAUAGUACGAGGAGCAUACACUCCCCUCCCUUUCGACACGCGAACAAGCAACGAUCUCGAAACCGAGAUAGCAUCACUCCCUCCCUCGACUUCAGGCGCAAUCACCGGGACCAAAGAUAUCCACGUCCGGCUCGACAACGCGUACGGCUUCGCCUCCAACAUCCUCAAGCGCACCGCCCAACUCACAGAUGCGUACUUCCUCUUCACACCCUCCCAGAUCAUGCUCGCCUCCCUCCUCAUCGCCGACGAACCCCUGACCGUCUUCUACCUUUCCACCAAGCUCCCCGCCUCCUCGCCCUUGCACUCAAAGACCCUUAACACCCUCCGCGCCUGCGCGACUGUUUUCACAACGCAUCGCUCCUACACCGCAUCAUCCGUCAGUCCAGACGAGAAAGCCGCACGCGAUCAGCUCGCGAAAGCGGAGAUCAGCGCCCUCAUGAAGAAACUCAAGAAGUGCCGCGACCCCGAUAAGAUGGACUUGGUGAAACUGAACCAAGCGCAGAAGAGGGAUGCCGCGGACCAGGGCGGAUUGGAGGAGAACAAGGCUAAACGGAGGAAAGUCGCGAGGGAGAAUGCGGAGAAGGAAGCGGAUGACUUCUGGGGUCCUGAGUUGGGUAAAAAAUGAUUCUUCUUUCCCGAGUUCCAAUAUUGGGUGCGCUUGGGUUUGGUGGUUAUGCAUUGAUGGCGUUCACUGGACUUGGGUUUGCCUUUGUGAAGGCUGGUGGGAGGCGUUCCUGGGUUCUCCUUCUUACAUAUCUCUUCAAUCGGGUGGCAGUGAUGCAUGCAUGCCUGGAUCUACGAUUGGCGCUUUGGAAGGUAUAUGGACCGGGCUCCCCAGAAUCUUCCUCUAUAGAACGAUUUACGAAAGGGGGGCACGAGAUCGUGCGUACACGAAUCUAGAUAAUCAACGAACAUCGUAAUUACCACAUAAACCUGAAAAAUCAUCCAGCAUACUCGGAUGCCCCCGCCACACACACAUGUCCUACCCAUGUCAUGAUGUGCACGU
Molecule: messenger RNA, 1743 nt
Organism: Periconia digitata
Lineage: Eukaryota; Fungi; Ascomycota; Dothideomycetes; Pleosporales; Periconiaceae
Source: the annotation of a GenBank genome assembly